Molecule: messenger RNA, 1580 nt
Organism: Apis florea (little honeybee)
Lineage: Eukaryota; Metazoa; Arthropoda; Insecta; Hymenoptera; Apidae
Product: coiled-coil domain-containing protein 42 homolog
Source: RefSeq, a predicted model, not a curated record
AUUGUUUGAUCAAUGCAUUAUACAUGCAUCUAUUAUUGUUUCGUCUUUUUAAAGAUUAAAAAUUCAUUGAAUAUUAAAAUACUUAUUUUUAUUAAAAUCCAUUUUGAAGAAUCAAAAUGACUACCAUACAAGAAGAAAUAAAAGAUUUUGUUCGACGUGCUGUUAUUGCAACAGAUCCGCAAGAAGCUGUUAAGGAAUAUUUCUUAUCGAAGCAAGAAGACCGUGAUAUUAAAAAAUAUCCUGAAUGGGAUAAGCCAAGAGUUUACCCAGCAUUCGAAGUAGUAAGAGCGCGUUGUGAAUUAGAAAAAACCGAAGCUAGAUUACAUGCGAAAUGGUUGGAACAACAAAAAAAACGAAAGUUUAUGGACGAGCAAUGGGAGCAGAUGAGACGUCAGGAAUUGAUCCUCCGGGAAUCAUUUAUAAAAUUCAAUAGGUUCGUGAAGGAAAAUCAAGAGAAACGUGAUCGUGCUGAUAUUAAAGUUAAAGAAGAACGUGAACGUCAAACGAUUAGACAGGAAGAAAUAAAACAGAUAAAUGAAAAUUUAAAACACAUGUAUGAUGUUCGAGACAGAAUGAAGAAACAUGUACAAGAAUAUCAAAAGUAUUCACAUUAUUUAGACAGAGUUAUUGCCGAAACAGGAGAAUUUCAAUCAAUUGCUGAUAUUUUUAAUCGAUACGAAACAUUAAUAGAAGCACGAUCAGUUUUAACCGAACAUCAAGAUAAGAAUCUUCAUUUAUUGGAAGAAAGAGGAACAGAAAUGCAUCAUAUGACAGAAUCAAAAACACAAGAAAUUCUAGGAUUGAAUAAUAUGUUAGCACAAUUACAAGCAAGACGCGAUAAGGCAGAAGUACAAGCUCGUAAAUGGGAGUCAAUCGUAUCUGAAAUAAAAGUAACUGCGAUGGAAAAAACUUUGGAGCAUACGCAAGUGAAAACAUGUUGCUGGAAUCUAUAUCAACAGAUCUGCAAGAGAAAGGAUAUUCCCAUGGUUGUGAGCAAAGAUGAUAUCGAGCAACAAUUAGAUCAAAUUAAGCGAACAAUUAUUGAAUUAAAAUCGAUCAUGAAAAUUGCAAAAAAACGUGUAAUAAAAUAAGAAACACACUGUUUAUUUGAAAUUAUUUGUUCAACUAUGUAAAUAAUAUUCUAAAGAAUAAAAUAUACUGAAAUAUCAUAUUACUUAUUAGUAUUUUUACCAGUUUUACGAGUUGCAUGGCUAUGUUGAGGAUUCAGCCGAUUAUCUUCUGCCGUAGCUGCUUCGCGCGUCAAUGGGUGUUCCAAACCUUCGGAUACGACUUGUAAUUUUUCUUUUUCGACGCAUCUGUACGAUUUGAUGAUUUUUUUUUUAACAAGAAAAGGAAGGAUAAGAAAAGGAAGUAGAGAAAAAUAGAUGGAAUCAAAGGACUUACAAGGCACAAGGUUGAGUGGGAACAAUAUAUUCAAUAGGAGGCACUUUCAAUCUAGGUCUUCUUUCUUCGUCAAUUCGCAACUGUUGCGAUUUUGUAGCUCUAUCCAGCCAAUAUACUUUGUGGAACAUUUGUGUAAUUUGUUUUUCAAUAAUUCCUAAAUACAGCAUUACAUUACU